AUGCCCUUCAACCAGCGAAAGAGCUUUAGAAAACGAGUAGGACCUCCUCCAAAUGGCCCCUCGAAUGCCAGCCGAAUUCCUAAUCGAAAUGGAGCUCCUUUUGAACGCUCUAAUGGCCACCGUGGGGCCCCACCUACUAGCGAGGGACCGGAUAUGAAGAGACAGCGCACAGGCUUAUCCAGAUACAGUGGGUCCCGCUACCAGGAAUCCAAUACAGUAGUUGCACCUGCGCAGAAAAACCAUGUCAACGGACUACAACUGCCCACAGGCCCCAAGCUCACGAAAAGUCAAUCUCGCUACGAUCCAGGGCAAGCAAAGCCAAAGUUCACUCCUGUAAGCGUCAUAGUUCGCGAGCAAGAAUCUUCGGUUUACGAGCGAAUUCAACAAGUAGGAGAAGGUACUUACGGGAAGGUCUAUAAGGCAAAAAAUAUUGUAACGGGUCAGCUAGUGGCACUGAAAAGACUUAGACUCGAAGGUGAGCGUGAAGGGUUUCCGAUUACAUCGAUCAGAGAAAUUAAGCUUCUACAGAGUUUUGAUCAUCGCAACAUAAGCACACUUUCUGAGAUCAUGGUUGAGUCUCAGAAAACGGUAUACAUGAUAUUUGAAUACGCUGAUAACGACUUGUCGGGGCUUCUCAUGAACGAUCAAAUCCAGUUUUCUAACGCAAACUGCAAACAUAUUAUGAAAAGCUUGUUAGAGGGCAUUCAUUAUCUGCACGAGAAUGGCAUCUUACACAGAGAUAUAAAAGGUUCCAACAUUCUCAUAAACAAUAAGGGACAAUUGAAGAUCACGGAUUUCGGUCUGGCACGGAAAAUGCGUGAUGAUUCGGAUUACACCAACAGAGUGAUCACACUAUGGUACAGGCCGCCAGAACUAUUGAUGGGAUCUACGACAUAUGGCACUGCGGUGGAUAUGUGGGGAUGUGGAUGUCUUUUAGUUGAACUUUUUCAAAAGGUAGCAAUAUUCCAAGGUACUAACGAAGUUGAACAAUUGAAUGCUAUAUUUGCGAUUAUGGGGACGCCAAGUGUUGAGCAAUGGCCAAACUUAUUCAAUAUGCCAUGGUUCUUCAUGAUGAUACCGCAACAAGGGCUCAAGUACGAGCCUAAAUUCAGUGAGCUCUAUCAAGAUGUGCUCCCAACUAGCGCGGCAGUUGAUUUGGCUAAAGGACUAUUGUUGUAUGACGAGGACAAGAGACUUUCGGCUCAAGAAGCCCUGAGACACCAAUAUUUCCGCGAAGAACCUCAACCGCAGCCACUAGAUCUCGCAGGUUUUGACGGGUGGCACGAAUUCGAAGCCAAAAGACACAGGCGGAAAGAGCGGGAAGAGCAAAAGCGACGCGAGAAAUCUGAACCACAAUCUACGUGA
Messenger RNA from Lachancea nothofagi CBS 11611, 1365 nucleotides. NCBI's taxonomy places the organism in Eukaryota, Fungi, Ascomycota, Saccharomycetes, Saccharomycetales, Saccharomycetaceae. The record is from the annotation of a GenBank genome assembly.